This is a messenger RNA of Xenia sp. Carnegie-2017, 4852 nucleotides long. RefSeq lists its product as uncharacterized. The record is from RefSeq and is a predicted model, not a curated record. NCBI's taxonomy places the organism in Eukaryota, Metazoa, Cnidaria, Anthozoa, Malacalcyonacea, Xeniidae. Bases 792 to 4622 code for a protein of 1276 amino acids. Gene Ontology annotation, biological process: intrinsic apoptotic signaling pathway in response to endoplasmic reticulum stress; mRNA processing; protein phosphorylation. Gene Ontology annotation, molecular function: ATP binding; protein tyrosine kinase activity; RNA endonuclease activity. The transcript has 13 exons. Gene Ontology annotation, cellular component: IRE1-TRAF2-ASK1 complex.
CAGAGAGGUUACAACCAAUCAACUUCUCUUCCAAGGAAACAACCACAUACUCAUCUAAUUCCAUUCAAACUCACUCUAUCCAUCCCACUAAAUCUCAUCGAAAUCCAUUCAAACUCACUCUAUCCAUCCCACUAAAUCUCAUCGAAAUCCAUUCAAACUCACUCUAUCCGUCCCACUAAAUCUCAUCGAAAUCCAUUCAACUCCACUUAACACACAAAAAAUCACACAACAUUGACAUCACUACACGUUGUAAUUUAACAAUCUGUAAAUAUUGUAUAAUUAGAAUAUAUGUUUUCUAAGUUCCUACAUGUAUGUAUUCUAAUCUGAAAAUGUCUUAUACUAAGGACUAAACGUUAUUAUCAACAAUAUUGUAAUCCAUAGCAUAUUAUGUUUGAAGGCAUGUAAAAUUGCAUGCCUGUAUGACAUGUAAAUUGAAUAUCUUCAAAAUUAUUCAAUCUUCCCCUCCCCCCUCAAGAAAACAUAGACCUUUCUUAGGAAAGAAUAUGUUUCCUGCUGUUAUUUUGAAAUUCCUACAUUUUUAAAAUAAUAGAAGUGUAUGACGACGUAAAAAAACAAGGCAUUAUUUUAAUGAUUCUUAUUUGUCGGAAAAACGUUAUAGAAGUUAAAGUUGUUGAAAUACUUGUCGGAGAUUGGUGAACUAUCCAUAAGAGAGUCAAGAGAAAGUAAGUCCACUUCCUGAAGACACUGUUAUGACAAAUUAAUGAGGAAUUACGUUGAAGAAAAGAAAAAUUCAACGACUGUCUAGCAUGAUUUGGGCAUAACACUACGAUAUGCCUAGUAAGCGGUCUCGCGGUAAGUUGACCCUGUUUUGCUGUAAAGAUGAAAAUUAUUACGCGUUGACUUGUUGCCACGUUGGUUAUGCACCUCAUAUGAGAUUUAAUGAUGACCUUCUUGCGAUUCAAGAAGAAAUUAGUAAAAACAAAGAAAGCAUUCAGCGUUUACUAAAUGAAAAUAAAUAUACUUUCUCGGAUGAUGACGACAGCGUGGUUGGUCAUUUUUUUGACUUCUCUUAUAAUCCUGAAAUUGAUAUCAUGUCCAUCUCUGUUGGCAAUAAAGAGGAUUUUCAGAAGCUUGUUGGUGAUGAAUUGGAAGAUGUUGAUUCAAACUUUGAUGACGUAUUUAGACAAAUUCACAAAAGGCUAAGCCAAGAGGAAUCUGUGAAAGUUUGCACAGCCACUGGUACUGAGGGCUACUUGUGUGACCUUAUGUAUUCAGUUUUUGUAAAAAAACAUGUGAUUUUCCGUGAUGUUAUCAUGAUAAAAAGUGAUGAGUCAUUUCUUAAGGAUGGUGACGCUGGUGUUCUUGUUUACUUUUUGGAUGAAAAAAACAAUUGGCAACCGUUUGCGUAUGGAAUUGCAGAAUUAACUAAAAAUCACGGAGAGACCAGAGAGACAUAUUAUAUCUGCUUGAGAUUAAACAUUGCCUUAAAAGCACUCGGCCUUCAGGGUGGUCAGUUUUUUAAACCGAGGAAAAAUGGUGACACUCUAUCCGUUAGUGAUAAACACAUCGACGACGGCACUGCAUUGAACAACACCAACCGUGACGACAAUGGUCGCACUGCCUCUUAUAAAGAGAAAGCUGACGCGAAAACAUAUCAGGAACAUGAACAAGAGACAUACAUUUAUUCAAGCCAACUUGAAAUUGUUGAGAAAAGCGAAAACAAAAUACUCAAUCUGAAGUUUAAAGCCCAGAUACACAUUAAUGAAUAUCACAAUUUUGUUGGGUUGUCGCAAAAAUGGAAUUGCGUUGACAAAUCAGUGAUGCAUCGCGAAAAGUUUGAAAUGAUGCGAAAACAUUGGCUUGAACAUCCAGGUGAUAUUAGAGUUAAAGGCGAUGUACGUGUGAUUUUCAUGAAAAAGUUCUUGAUUGGCGAAGGAAGUGGUGGAACCGUUUAUCUUGGCUUGGGAAAGGAUGGUUAUGGAAAAGCUGUAAAACGAAUCCUUAAUGAUAGCUGUAUCCAUCUAGCUCUACGAGAAAAGAAUAUUUUGAAUGAGCCAAACGCAAAGGAGUCGAAGCAUGUUGUAAAGUAUUGGAACUUCGUAGAAGAGGAAGGAGAACAUUUUGUCUAUUUGAUAUUAGACUUGUGCGAACAAACUUUGACAAGUUUUGUUAAGUCUAGUAGUUUAGAUAAACUUCACGAAGCCCUUCCCGAAAUCCUUAGACAAAUGUUAAAUGGAUUAUCUGAUCUUCAUAGUGGCCCAAGUUCUAUUCUUCAUCGGGAUUUAAAGCCUUCUAAUGUUCUUCAAGACGUGGAAGGCAAAUUUAUGAUAGCUGACUUUGGUAUUAGUCGAAUUUUGAAGAGUGGCUCUAACACACAUAAAAGCGAUCCUAAUAGGGGAACUCAGUAUUGGAUUGCACCUGAAUCCUAUAUUGAUGGUCGUUACAAGAAAGAGUCUGAUAUAAUGAGUGCAGGAAUGGUGGCUUAUUAUGUUGCAACAAAAGGGGAACAUGCAUUUGGAACUGAAGAGAAUAUAUUGAAAAACUUGUUAGAUGGAAACCCUAUUGGCUUGAAGAAAAUUGAUGAUGUUCAACUUGAAGAUCUUCUUUCAUGGAUGCUACAGCAUAAGCCUGAACUCAGGCCAUCAGCCAAUGAGGCGUUAAAACAUCCUUAUCUACAAUCCAAUGAAGAAAAGUUUGACAUGCUGUGUGAUGUUGGAAACCAACCGGAGAUAAAGCAACCAAUAUGUCAAAAUUCAGAUGUUCGUAGGCAGUUGGAUUGUCCCACAACAUGGAUGAAACGUAUCGAUGAUGAAAUUUUGAAAGAUUUCAAAACAUAUGAAGUAAACAACAAAGAAAGAGCUGCAACCUACGAGUCUUCAUGGGCAAGUUGUUUGAGAUUCAUACGUAACGUUGGUCAGCACUGGCAUGAUAAACCUCAACCACGUCUAUCGCAAUAUAUCAAGGAAGGAAACUAUAAAGAGUAUUUCAUGCAACGUUUUCCCGAACUUCCUCUACUGGUGCACAAAAUUAUUAGAUCGACUGACUGGAAAACAAGACCUGAUCUCAAAAAACAUUUUACGACUUCUGAAGAAAGGAAAUCUUUGCUAUAUCUACAAAAUGAUAAUGACAGUGAUGCUGAUAUUGGUAUAACGUCCUCUACAUCAGGACCUAGUUUUUACGAAAAGAUAUCUUCGCCAUCUCCCAUGAUUGACGACGACUAUGACGACAUUGACAAAACUCCUUCUUCAGCAGUACUUGAUGAUAAUAACAGUGAAGUCAUCAUUGGUGUUUUGCCUUCUACAUCAAAACCUGAUGCAGAUGAUAAUUUGGAUGAACACUUUUCGAUGAACACAAGCUUUUCAGAAGAAUUGUUGCGUCAACCAUGGAAAUGUUUUGAUAAAUCAAUAAUACAUCAGGAAAAGUUUAAAGAGAUGGAGGAAUAUGGACGCAAACAUCCAGAAAAAGUUACACUGCUCAGUGGAUUGCGUGUAAUUUUCAUGAAGGAGUUUUUGCUUGGCAAGGGAAGUGAUGGAACCCGUGUUUACCUUGCCCUGGGAAACAAUGGUUAUGGAAAAGCAGUAAAGCGAAUACCCAAAGAUAGCGGCAAAGACUUUGCAAAUCGAGAAAAAGAAAUUUUUAAUGAGUUGAAUGCAAAGCGUUCAAAUUAUGUUGUGAAUUUUUGCCAUUUAGAAGAGAACCUUGACGAAGAGUAUUUGUAUAUGAUAUUAGAUUUGUGUGAAGAAUCGUUAGAGAAAUAUGUGAAAUCUUCUUCUCUGCAAGAUCUUCAAAAAGUCGUUCCUACAAUUCUUAUGCAGAUUUUAAAAGGCUUAGUUGAUCUUCACAGUGGUCCGUGUCCAAUUCUUCAUAGGGAUUUAAGACCAUCAAAUGUUCUUCGAGAUGUACAAGGAAUUUUUUUAAUCGCUGACUUUGGAAUAAGUCAUAUGUUAUCUGAUGAAACUUCGACACAUCAAAGCAUACAGAGAGGAGCUAAAAAUUGGAUAGCUCCAGAGUCAUAUAACGCAUCAGAUGAUACAAUUAAUAAAGUUCGUUACAAGAAAGAGUCUGACAUUAUGAACGCAGGAAUGGUGGCUUACUAUGUUGCAACAAAGGGAAAACAUCCUUUUGGAGAAGAACGGCAUAGACUGGACAACAUUUUGAAUGGAAACCCUGUUGGCUUAGACGAAAUCAAGGAUGCCACAUUCAAAGACCUUUUAUCGUGGAUGCUACAGUUAAAACCUGAAGACAGGCCAUCUGCCGAUAAGGCGUUAAAACACCCUUAUCUGCUAUCAGACGAAGAGAAAUUUAACAUGCUGUGCGAUAUGGGGAACCAACUGGAGGUCAAACAUUCACAAAGUCAAAAUUCUUCAGACGCUCAUAAGCAGUUGCAUGGUUCCACAGAAUGGAUGAAGCGUAUCGAUGAUGAAGUCGUCAAAGAUUUGAUCAACUUUGAAGUAAACGACAGUUUAAGAACUCUAAAGUACGAGUCCACAUGGGCAGAUUGCUUAAGAUUUAUACGAAACGUUGAUGAACAUUGGCAAAAUAAGCCUCGUCCGCAUCGAUCACAAUAUGUGAAGCAAGGGAAUUAUAAAAAGUAUUUCUUGCAACGUUUUCCUGAACUUCCUCUUCUGGUGCACAAAGUCAAUAGGUCACAGGAAAACUAAACCUGAAUUUCCUAGUAAGCAACAGCUAUCAAAAUAAUUUGUCAUUUUUUUCAUGAUUGCAAGGUAUCAAUUGUGUUAAACCUAGAUGCUCGAUGGCAAUAAAUUAACUUUUCAAUUUUAAUAUGAAACAUUUUAAUGUUGCUGUGUAUGACUAUGUACACUGACUGAACUUGUUUUCUCAACUUAUGGUUUAAAUUUAAAUGUUUAUGAAAAAAAGGUAUUAAACAUAA